This is a messenger RNA of Baudoinia panamericana UAMH 10762, 1793 nucleotides long. RefSeq lists its product as uncharacterized. The coding region runs from base 142 to 1560 and encodes 472 amino acids. The record is from RefSeq and is a predicted model, not a curated record. Gene Ontology annotation, cellular component: fungal-type vacuole membrane. Gene Ontology annotation, biological process: transmembrane transport. Gene Ontology annotation, molecular function: transmembrane transporter activity. The transcript has a single exon. NCBI's taxonomy places the organism in Eukaryota, Fungi, Ascomycota, Dothideomycetes, Mycosphaerellales, Teratosphaeriaceae.
UCUAGGUCUUCGAAGAGCCCUAUCUAUACUAUCUAAAGAACUGUACGCGACUGCGAGCUUGACGCCGGCAGCAGCGGAACGGAGAAGUCAGACAGCGGGACGAAAGCGGGAGGAAAGUUCCGCCCCUGGCCAAAAUUUACAAUGACCACCGACUCGCUAGCAACUUCAUCGUUUGGCGAGGACCCCGAGAAGGAUGUCGGCUUAAAUUCAUCGCCGAAAGACGGCGAAGUGCACCUCACGAAGUACGAAGCCGACCUCCGCGAUGCUGCGGAGCCUCCCUUCACGGAGGAAGUUGAGCCUGCGGCAAAUGGCUCCGCACUGGAGAGGGUCGCCUCCGCAAAGCCUUCGGUGAACAACAUUAAAUCUGUACCGAAUGGCGGAUUGGUGGCAUGGCUCCAAGUCCUUGGCUCCUUCUUCAUCUACUGGAACUCUUGGGGUAUCGUCAACACAUUUGGUGUGUACCAAACGUAUUACGAGACAGGCCUGCUGGCCUCCUCAUCUCCUUCCGACAUCGCAUGGGUUGGGUCAAUCCAGGCCUUUCUACUCAUGAUAGGCGGUGCGAUCGCAGGGCCCGUUUACGAUGCAGGAUACAUCCGGUCUUUGCUGCUAGGAGGCUCUAUCCUGACCGUGUUCGGCCAGAUGAUGUUGAGCUUGUCCACGAAGCUGUGGCAAGUCAUGCUCUCCCAAGGCAUCUGCAUGGGCAUUGGUCUAGGCAUUCUAUUCACACCUGGCGUUGCGAUCUUGAGUACCUACUGGAGCACCCGCAUAGCACUCGCUACCGGCAUUGCGGCGGCAGGUAGCAGCCUCGGCGGCACAGUCAUGCCAAUCGUCUUUUACCGGUUACAACCCGUCAUUGGCUUUGCGUGGGCGACGCGAGUGCUCGGAUUCAUAAUGCUAUUUACCCUGAUUAUCUCAAACCUCACCCUCAAAGUCCGCGUAUUGCCCGCCGGACGAAGGAAGAUGAUCGACUAUACCGCGCUGAAAGAAACACCCUACAUGCUCUUCACGAUCGGCCAGACCCUCGCAUUCGUCGGCCUGUACGUCCCCUUCUUCUACGUCCAAUCGUACGUGAUUCGGACGGGCAUUGCGAAGCCGGAUCUGGCAUUCUACUUCCUGUCCAUCAUAAACGCGGCGAGCACAUUUGGCCGCAUCAUCCCCGGCUACAUGGCCGACUUCGUGGGUCCGCUCAACUUGAUCGUCCCAUUUACGAUCAUCGCCGGCAUCCUCUGUCUUGCACUCACCGGCGCGCAUUCGGUCGCAUCAGUCAUUGUUAUCCUCGUGAUAUUCGGCUUUUGCAGUGGCACGCUCGUUAGCUUGCCACCGACGAUCAUCGUCCAAUUAACAGCGAACCGGGCGGUAAUCGGCACGAGGAUUGGGAUGUGUUUUGCCAUUGUAUCAGUGGGCUUACUGAUCGGUACGCCGGUCAGUGGUGCAAUCCUCGGCGCCAGCAGCUUCACAUACGUGUGGGUGUUUGGUGGUAUAUUCACGGUUGCUGGCGGCCUUGCCAUGGGAGCAUGUAGGGUAGCGAAAGGUGGUUGGACAUUGGUGAGGAAGUGCUAGCUAGCUAUCUCCAUUCUGCGGGGCAUCGCCAUCAUCCAAAGCCAACCGUACAAAUUUCAGCUUGCCUAUUGUCCCAGGUUUUGAGAUGUGUGAAAAAGGUACGGUUCGAUCAUCGCACCUAGCUACCGGCCAAGAGCGAAUGUCGCCUACUUCCAUCGGCGACAACUACCAGCAGACGCACAUCCGCAUCCCAAGCCGCGGCGCACCCCUGAAGGGGCCGGCCAGCUAAGCCU